Molecule: messenger RNA, 3724 nt
Organism: Vespa crabro (European hornet)
Lineage: Eukaryota; Metazoa; Arthropoda; Insecta; Hymenoptera; Vespidae
Gene: dyl
Product: cuticlin-4
Exons: 6
Coding region: 599-2491 (630 amino acids)
Source: RefSeq, a predicted model, not a curated record
ACAAUACAAAUUUGUUAUAAAAUUGAUAUAUUACCUCCCUGAAUUAAGAAUACUAAUUAUUAAUUGUUGUGGCAUAUUUUUUAGUCGAUUAUUUUUAUUUAUCAAUUUAGCAUCGUUACAUCGAAACAGACAAUAUAUAAUAAUUAUCUUUUCUUUUCUCUUUUAUAAAAUAAAUCCAGACGUGAUGUUGAAAGAAAAAAAAAUCUAUUUCGAAGGGUUAAAAUGUAUCUUUAAAUAACUGUUUAUUGGAAUAAUACAAAUAUUCAAUGUAGGAUUUUGUAAAAUUUAAGAAACGAAACGAAGAGAUUAAAAACAACAACAAAGAAAAAAAAGAUAUCUUUCAAGUUCGCCGCGUAAAGUUUAAUACAAUCUAAUUGGCUACGUUAAUGAAGUUAAGAGAUCAUCCGCGCAUGCGCAAUAGACCAUACGUACGAAAAGGAAAAGUGGCGCCUUAGUGAGCGCGCGAUUGGCGCCAUAGUCGCGUGGCAACUAAGCAAGGGGGAGGUUAGGUUAAGCAAGAUGGCGGGCGAAAUGGUUAUACGACGAUGUACUUACAUUUGCAUUUCUCCAACACUUUCAGAAGAAAAACGUACACACGAUGGAGAGGACGUGGCGGAGUAUACGAAAGACGGCCUUUAUCUUAUUGCUGCCCUUACUAUUGUUAACCGAUGUAAAAUGCGAGGCACCGCUCGUCGACAGUAGUGCGUUGCCAUUGGAGCACAGAUCGGUUUAUGGUCCACCUGCACAAUAUGGACCACCCACAUCGCAUGGAGCCGAAGAGAAUUGGCCUUUGGCUUCGCCUGAUACACCGCAGAUAAAACAUCUACAGGUGCAGUGCGAGAAGACGCAUAUGCGUGUUAACAUCGAAUUUGAUCGGCCCUUUUACGGGAUGAUAUUCAGUAAGGGCUUUUAUUCGGACCCCCAUUGCGUUCAUCUCAAACCAGGCACCGGCCAUUUGAGCGCAACUUUUGAAAUUUUUUUGAAUUCAUGCGGCAUGACAUCGUCGGCCAAUCACAACGUAGCCGCUUAUGGAGCACCUACGCCAUCGGGUAGUUACGUUGAGAAUACGAUCAUCGUUCAAUACGAUCGUUACGUUCAAGAAGUUUGGGAUCAGGCCAGGAAACUUCGUUGCACGUGGUACGAUUACUAUGAGAAGCAAGUUAAUUUUAGGCCGUUCCAAGUAGACAUGUUGCACGCUGUAACAGCUAACUUCCUUGGAGAUAAUCUACAAUGUUGGAUGCAAAUACAAGUCGGCAAAGGACCAUGGGCUAGCGAGGUUUCCGGUAUCGUUAAAAUCGGACAGACCAUGACUAUGGUACUUGCUAUCAAGGACGUAGAAAAUAAAUUUGAUAUGCUGGUCAGAAACUGUGUUGCCCAUGACGGCAAGAGAGCACCGAUUCAGUUGGUCGAUCAGUACGGCUGCGUCGUCAGGCCAAAGAUCAUGUCCAGGUUCCACAAAGUGAAGAAUUUCGGGCCAAGUGCUUCCGUCGUUAGUUUUGCUUAUUUCCAAGCCUUCAAAUUCCCUGACAGUAUGAACGUACAUUUCCAAUGUGUGAUUCAAGUUUGUCGUUACAAUUGUCCCGAAUUGAAGUGCGGUCAUCCGGGCUUGGAAUAUGGAGCACCUGCUGCUCCGUUGUCUCAGGAUUACGGCACUCCGGCUCACCAAAGCGUGUCCUCCGAAUAUGGACAACCCCCAUUGCCAGAGUACAGUGUACCACCCGCCUAUCCUGAUCCCAGGCAUCCUAGUGGACCAGCUGGUGCUUACAGCGAGCCCAAUCCAGACGUGGUCCCAGCACCUCAAGCACAAACGUCGUCAUCGUCGCCAAGUUCGACGCCUGGCGAUGCGACCGCGAGUAGUUCACCUCAGAGUCCUCAUGAUAACAUUCAUCUCCCUCCACCUCCUCUACCCGGUCAUCCAGUUGGAGCUUAUCAAACGGUUAAAAGAAAAGGUACGGCUGGCUCGGAGGAGCUUGAGGGUAACCUAGCCACCCUCGGAGGCCGACCGAGGUCGGUCGAAGGUUUUCCAGCUGAGCUUAGGGGAGCUCGAAGACGAAGGCAUGAUCGUUUAGAGGAAGACGAUGACAGUUUCUAUCAUACCGUCACUCUAGUCACGAAUCACGUGUACAAGCGAGCUGCUCAAGAGAUGACUGACGUGAACACGUCGAGGAUAAUCCAAGUGGUUGCACCCGGUGACGUGAACUUUGCUCUGGGCACGACGAAUUCGAACAAUGAUACGACAGUAGUAAUACAAAAUGCCAGCGCCUCGACUGAUCCUGAAACGAUUUGUAUGAGUUUACCAGGCUUCGUUGGGGGUUUAGUGAUGUUGCUACUUGUAGUAGUCGUAGCCUCUCUCGUGGCUGCUUUCCUAUUCGUCAGGGUACGUUCGGUCGAUCGGAAGAACGUUGGCAUUGGAAGCACCUUCGUUCAUCCGGCAUACGCCACUGAAAAUUGUACCGUACCGAAUCCUGAGUUCAUCAAGGUCGCCAAUUGAGAAGAGGCGUUCUUGCGUCAGACCACUUAAGGACCUCGAAUAAGGACCUUUACGUUGGAAGGAGGGAACGUCGACGAUCCUAAAGGGAAGGACACCCUUGGGACCCGCUCGUCGAGACGUUAUUUCGUUCACGACUCGAAAUUCAUCGAGGAUUCCUUCUUCUUAUUCCUUUUAUUCCUUUUACUUCUUCUUCUUCUUCUUUUUCUUCUUUUUCUUUUUCUUCUCCCGUUUCUUCAUAUUCGUCGCUUAUCGAAUCGUUUCCCUUGAAAUCAGGAUUCCUAUCUCCUUCUUUCUCUUUCUUUUUCUUUAUUUCUCUUUUUCUCUCUUUCUCCUUCCAUUCUCGUACGAUCAAAUUCUCCGCAGAGAUAUCGGGAUAGUUCGAGUAGACAUUCGGUCAUAUCGACUUUUCAAGUUGGAGGAAACUUUCUCGUUCGUAUUCUGGACCAAAUUUCUCGUGUUAAUCGAUGAGGAAAAUGGAGAAUGGGAAUGUUCUUUGGUUAAAAUUUCAAAUUAUGAGAGACUAAAGUUAGAUCAAAUGUUUCACAUUUAUCGACGUACUCUUCAACGAAGAUCGAAGAUAUGUACUUUUUCUUUUCUUUUUUUUUUUUUCUUUUUUUUCUUCUUUUUCUUCUCUCCUUUCUUUUUUCCUUUCGCAUAGAUGAGAAAAUAGACCGUUUUUUAUGAUCGGUCGAGAACGAAAGUAAUCGAGAUAGCGUUUAUCGAGAGAGCGAGUCAUCUUCCACGUUAAGUUGUUAAUACACCUGCGAUUUUGCCAAUGAAUAUGUAAGAUCGCAAGAGUAUCGGCUACUUUAGUUUUCGAAGGACAUUGUAUAUAAAUUCGCAGGCCAUCCGAUUGUCUUCGAAACUUUCAAUUGAAAUUCGCACAAAAUCCUGCGCUUCCGACCAUCACCCCGUGCACUCUUUAUUAUUUAUAUAUUCACCCACUCACUCACCCACUCACACAUACACAUACACACUUAUAUACAUGAUAUUUCAUUUUAAAUCGAACGUUUAAUUAUUAUUAUCGUAUAGAGUGGUAUGGAAAAAAUAAACAAAGAACAAAAGAAAUGUGACUUGACUCGAAUUUGCAUCGUAGUUCGAAGAGGGAAAAUGCCCUGAUAAAAAGAUUAGAUGUAUUUUUUCUAAGAUCAAUCUUUUUUCUUUCUUUUUUUUUUUUUUUUUUUUGAGAUAUCAACAUCUUCGAUAUUCCUUUUCGAUGGAAUAUAUUUUUGU